GUCCAAUCCAAGCGGCCGACGAAGAGGGGAGGGGGGGACUAGCCGGCUAGCGUGUGGACGGGUGCGGCUCUCGGCUCGCCACGCGGAGACGGCACGAGCCCCGAUGCCGCCGCCCCGCCGCGCCGGCGCGGGCGACACGAGCGCCUUCUUCGCGGCGACGCUGGUGCUGUGGGCCGUGUCGGUGGGGUUCGAGAUCGGCGCCCGGGGACGCCGCGAGCUGGCCGCCGUGGCCGCCGGCUUCGCCUUCUUCCAGGCCGCCAACACGGCCGUCCGCGCCGCGGUCUCCCGCGACCCGCUCUUCGUCAACACCGCCGUCUCGCUGCUCCACUCCUCCCUCACCUCCGCCUCAGUUAUCUUUGUUCUAUUGUGCCAAUGGCGUACCAAAGGCCUUGAGAACAUGUUUCAGCAUGAAGAAUUAGUUGGUAGCAGUUGGAUUGGAGCAUAUUCUGCUCUGUGCUUUUCAUGUGGCUACUUUGCUUAUGACCAAUUGGAUAUGCUCCGCUACCGGCUGUACAGUGGAUGGAUUCCUGGGAUUCUGAUGCAUCACCUUAUUCUGCUUAUUUGCUUUACGCUAGCUCUGUAUCGGAAUGUGACAAUCAACUACCUAAUUCUCACUCUUCUAUGCGAGAUGCACUCCAUAUUCUUGCACGUAAGGAAAUUGAGGAGAAUGGCUGGAUUCCGUGAUUUCAACAGAAAACUGGUGAAACUGGAAUGGGUACUCAACUGGACUACCUUUGUGACAGCAAGGGUGAUCUGCCACAUAUUGAUCACAUACAGACUGAUCACCGACGCACACAAGUUUGAUAAGGGCAUUGAGCUGCCACUAGCUCUUUCUGGUAUGGCGGGAAUGAAUGUGCUCAAUGUAUCUUUAGGGCUUGAUCUAUUUAAAGCAUUUGCGCGAGAGAGAAAUCAGCAGACGCAUCAGGACUGAAUGUUCUUGGCAGUGUAGUGUAAAUUUUGGUAAGGUUAUAGUCACACCAAUGUAAAUCAGAAGACAGAGGUAUGUUCUAAGUGUUGUUAGCCUCUAGACUGUGGUGACAACCCAUAUAUGUAACCUGUUAUGUAUGAUGAAUUUGUCUCGCCGAAAGAUUCUCUGGCUACGCCAGCAUUAGUGGAAUUACAUCAUGACUUACAUAGACAACCCGACCUGGAUCCACCAUUUGCACAGAUUUUUUAAAGUAGAAAGCAAAGGAAGUGUUUGUAUUGUUUAGCCCUUCACCUAAUGUACUAACAGAUGCUUAGGCGACUUUUUUGCAAGCCUUAAUUUCUUUUUGGCUUACUGUUUCUAUUUAAUGUUUCAUUGUGAAUGUUAUUUGUGCAUGGUUUUUGAUACUUAUUCUUCAACACAUUUCUUUCACUUGUGAGUUUUGUAGCACGGGAGGUAUGUACCUUGUAGCAGGGAAUGAAUGUGCUCAAUGUAUCUUUAGGGCUUGAUCUAUUUAAAGCAUUUGCGCGAGAGAGAAAUCAGCAGACGCAUCAGGACUGAAUGUUCUUGGCAGUGUAGUGUAAAUUUUGGUAAGGUUAUAGUCACACCAAUGUAAAUCAGAAGACAGAGGUAUGUUCUAAGUGUUGUUAGCCUCUAGACUGUGGUGACAACCCAUAUAUGUAACCUGUUAUGUAUGAUGAAUUUGUCUCGCCGAAAGAUUCUCUGGCUACGCCAGCAUUAGUGGAAUUACAUCAUGACUUACAUAGACAA
Molecule: messenger RNA, 1696 nt
Organism: Triticum aestivum (bread wheat)
Lineage: Eukaryota; Viridiplantae; Streptophyta; Magnoliopsida; Poales; Poaceae
Product: TLC domain-containing protein 2
Exons: 3
Coding region: 104-931 (275 amino acids)
Biological process (GO): membrane assembly; regulation of membrane lipid distribution; phospholipid homeostasis
Cellular component (GO): plasma membrane
Source: RefSeq, a predicted model, not a curated record